Messenger RNA from Aureobasidium musti, 2019 nucleotides. Lineage: Eukaryota; Fungi; Ascomycota; Dothideomycetes; Dothideales; Saccotheciaceae. The record is from the annotation of a GenBank genome assembly.
UCCGCGGCAGACAUCAGCUCUUCUCGCGGAGAAAGCACUUCGGACGACACGAGCGAUGAAUCAGACAGCAGUGAUCAACAAAUCACAAGGGUGCGCACUCUGGGCUCAAGUACCGCGGCCGAGGAACAAUCGGCACCUGGUGCGACACAGGCACUUGCAGAGGGUUCUCGGAGCUCUAGCUACCAUCGCGACCUCCUACUACACGCCUUACUUGAGGAACGCUGCUACAAUGAGGCAUUAGAUGACUUGAGAGCCGCGGGAAUCAACAGCAAAGACGAUCCACGAAUUCAAGCGCUAGCGAAGGAAAAGUACUCCCGACUUUCACGACAGCUUGGCAGAUAUGGUCUUGAAACCGGCGACUUGGAUUCCGACCAAUUUGGACCUCUGCGCCAAACUUAUCGAGAUGGUCUAUCUGUAAUCACACGCAAGUCCGUCGAUCUCCAAACACCAAUUGAGGAUAUCUUGGCACAAUCUCAAGGCAACGAUCUGCCCGGACCAUUGCUUCGUUUGAUGGGAGGAGAACAGUCUGCAACCAUUGAUAUGAGCCGACGGUUUAGUGACCUUGCGAUCGCUGGUGCAGACUUGCAUGCUCAACCCAAACUUCUGGGUAACGGUAUACUUCCUGGACACCCAUUGCUCAACUCAACGCGAUACACGCGAGACUUCGAAGAGUUUGGCAUUCUCGGUAAAGGUGGUUAUGGCACUGUGUUUCGGUGCAAGCACAAUCUGGACGGUAGACACUACGCAAUCAAGAAGAUACCGUUGGGACCGACUCGCAUGCGCAAGAUACAAGAGAACGGGCAAGCCGAACUCGAUCACAUUCUCGUCGAAGUACGUACAUUGGCACGCUUGGAGCACCCGAAUAUCGUUCGGUAUCAUAGCGGCUGGAUUGAAUGGGCACCUCUGAUAUCUAACAAGCAAGUGCUUGAAUUUAAUGGUCACAAGCUGCUUGAAGCACCAAAAGAGUCAGAGGAGGAUGACGUCUCGGAGAGCUUCGACCGCAACAUACCAGCUAUCGAUGUCCAAUUUGGCUAUGAUGACGACGAGGACGAAAAUCCUUUCGAGAUGUCAACGGGUCGAAACCAACGUUUCGCGACUCAGGAAGAAGAAGACGUUAUAUUUGAGGAUUCCAGAAGAUCAGGNAAAACUGCAUCUGACACCCAAUCCUUACAGCCAGGUCGCGGCACAGUCGCCAGCGUAAGCGAUGAAAGCGAAGUCGAACUUAUCACACGCAAGGACGAACCAUCAGAAAGCAGCUACGACACGUCAUCGUUCAGCACUAACCAACAACAUCAUACCUCUUCCUCGCCUUCUCUGGCGCUACAUAUUCAAAUGUCGUUAUACAGCAUGACCCUUUCCGAUUUUCUCGCUCCCGUCACAUACCCGAUCGCUAGCGACAACAUCUCCUCACUCCGCCACUGUUUUCACGCACACUCAUCGCUAGAAAUCCUCUCUUCUAUUAUUGAAGGCGUCGAAUACCUUCAUUCAGAAGGCAUAGUCCACCGUGACCUCAAGCCUGGCAACAUCUUCCUUGCCGUGCGCGAAGGCUCCAAACCUCCUCCCGGUGCCCUGUCCUUACACAACUGUUCUUCCUGCAUCGGUCCAAACGUUUCGCGUCCUUACAAUGUCAGUAUCUGCAUUGGUGACUUCGGACUUGUUUCUGCUAUCGCCAGACCUGAAGAUACACCUCCCAUGACAGGUGCAUCGUGUAAGGCAGUGGGCACAGAGAUCUACCGUCCUUACACCGUAACGCGCGACAAUCAUCCUAGUCUGGAUGUCUACGCUCUAGGAAUCAUCGCUUUUGAACUACUUCAUCCUUUUGGUACUCGGAUGGAAAGGCAUGAAAUGCUGUAUCAACUCAAGAAAGGCAAUAUUCCUGAUAGCUUGGACACGAAGAUCAAAUGCACAGGAAUGGCCAAAUGGAUUCUGGGCAUGAUUGGGGCGGACGAGAGGCGGUGCCCUACUUGGGAGGAGUUGAGGGGUAAUCUGGUUGGCUUACUCAAGCAGUGCAGGGCUUCC